Ilex paraguariensis (yerba mate) is the source of this 2748-nucleotide messenger RNA. NCBI's taxonomy places the organism in Eukaryota, Viridiplantae, Streptophyta, Magnoliopsida, Aquifoliales, Aquifoliaceae. The record is from the annotation of a GenBank genome assembly.
CGGCAAUUUGUGUUUCCUAUGAAAUGAAACUGAAUAUGAAUCUGAAUAUAAUCACAAAUGCCCUCCAAAACCAUAACACUUAUUUUAUGGGAAGAGGCAGAGGCACUCACUCGUACCUUGCUGCCGUAAAUUUGGUGGAUGCCCGAAUCAUCAAAACAGGUUUCGACCCAAACACAUGCCGCUCCAACUUCCUGUUAAAUAAUUUGCUCCGAAAAGGCCACGUAUGCCAGGCACGUCAACUGUUCGAACAAAUGCCUCACAAAAACACGUGUUCAAUAAACACGUUGAUUUCGGGUUACGCAAAAGGGGGCAAUCUUGCUUCUGCUAGAGAGUUGUUUGACAGCAUGAUUGACCGAACAGCGGUCUCCUGGACGAUUAUAAUUGGUGGGUAUUCGCAGCAUAAUCAACCCAUGGAAGCUUUUGAGUUUUAUUCUGAGAUGUGUAGGUCCGGGACAAUGCCGGAUUCUGUGACUUUUGCGACUCUCUUAUCUGGUUUUGAUGACACAGUGACAGCCAGAGAAGUUGUUCAAGUUCAUGUGCAUAUCAUCAAGUUGGGAUUUGACUCCACCCUUAUUGUUUGCAACAGCUUGAUUGAUUCUUAUUGCAAAACUCGGUGUCUUGAGUUAGCGUUUAAGCUCUUCAAGGAAAUUCCCACAAGAGAUUCGGUGACUUUCAACGCAAUGAUAACAGGGUAUUCAAAAGAUGGAUUGAAUGCAGAAGCACUAGAACUUUUUAUGGAUAUGCAACAGUGGGGUUUAAACCCUUCCGAUUUCACUUUUGCAGCGGUUUUAUGUGCCAGUGUCGGUUUAGACGAUAUCCCCCUUGGGCAACAAGUUCAUGGGCUCAUCGUUAAGGCCAACUUUGUUUGGAAUGCGUUUGUGGGCAAUGCCUUACUUGACUUUUACUCAAAGCAUGAUUGCAUAGAUGACGCAAGGAAACUUUUUGAUGAGAUGCCAGAGUUGGAUGGUGUUUCUUACAAUGUGAUGAUUACAGGAUACGCUUGGAAUGAGCAACACAAUGAAUCCCUCAAUCUCUUCCGUGAAUUGCAGUUCACUAAGUUUGAACGAAAGCAGUUCCCUUAUGCUACAAUGCUGAGUACAGCUGCAAAUAUGCUUGACUUGGACAUGGGAAAGCAAAUCCAUGGCCAGGCGUUGGUGACACAAGCUGAGUCAGAAGUUCUAGUGGGAAAUGCGCUGGUUGACAUGUAUGCCAAAUGCGGCAGAUUUGAGGAAGCAAAUAUGAUUUUUGCAAGUCUGGCACACAAAAGCUCAGUUCCAUGGACAGCCAUGAUCUCAGCUUAUGUCCAACACAGACUCCAUGAAGAAGCCCUUGAACUGUACAAUAAGAUGCGUAGAUCCAGUGUUCCGGGUGACCAGGCGACUUUUGCCAGCACAUUAAGCGCUUCUGCAAAUUUGGCUUUGCUUUCACUGGGGACACAAUUGCACUCAUCUUUAAUCAGAUCAGGAUUCAUCUCAAAUGUUUUUUGUGGUAGCGCACUUCUGGACGUGUAUGCAAAAUGUGGCUCCAUAAAGGAUGCAAUUCGAAUUUUCCAGCAGAUGCCUCAUAGGAAUAUUGUGUCUUGGAAUGCUAUGAUCUCUGCUUAUGCUCAAAAUGGUGAUGGUGAAGCCACUCUUCGGUCAUUCAAAGAGAUGAUUCAGUCAGGUCUUCAGCCAGAUUCAGUAAGCUUCCUCAGCCUUCUGACUGCCUGUAGCCAUCGUGGGCUUGUUGAAGGAGGAUUGUGGUGCUUCAAUUCGAUGAUUCAGACCUAUAGACUUGUUCCAAAAAGAGAACACUAUGCAUCUAUAGUUGAUGUGCUGUGUCGAAGUGGAAGAUUCAAUGAAGCAGAGAAAUUAAUGGCUCAAAUGCCAUUUGAGCCAGACGAGAUUAUGUGGUCAUCAAUUUUAAACUCAUGUAGGAUUCAUAAGAAUCAAGACCUUGCCAAAAGGGCCGCAGACGAACUCUUCCAUAUGGAUGUGCUUAGAGAUGCUGCUCCUUAUAUCAACAUGUCUAAUAUCUAUGCAGCAGCGGGCCAAUGGGCUGAUGUCGGGAAGGUGAAGAAGGCGAUGAGAGAACGAGGAGUUAGGAAAGUGCCUGCAUAUAGUUGGGUUGAAAUUAAACAUAAGGUUCAUGUAUUCACGGCGAACGAUAGGACCCAUCCACAAAUCAAGGAAAUAACAAUAAAACUAGAUUCCUUGGGGAAGCGGAUGGAGGAGGAAGGGUACAAGCCUGAUACAAGUUGUGCUCUUCACAAUGUGGAUGAAGAAAUCAAAAUAGAGUCUCUCAAAUAUCACAGUGAGCGGUUAGCUAUUGCCUUUGCACUGAUGAGUGCACCGGAAGGGUCACCGAUACUGGUUAUGAAGAACCUUCGAGCUUGCACAGACUGCCAUGCUGCAAUAAAGGUGAUUUCAAAAAUUGUUGCAAGGGAAAUUACAGUUAGGGAUUCAAGCAGGUUCCAUCAUUUUAUAAAUGGGGUUUGCUCCUGUGGCGAUUAUUGGUAACAAAUGGACCCAAAAAGGAGCAAGCUUUUCCUUCAGCUGACCGACAAUUUUCAUGGCUCAACUCGAGCUGAAUUUUUGUCUAAAUGCAACUACUUAGGUUGCUUAUGGUUCCUUCGCAUCUGACACUUCUAAAAGCAUUAUUUGAGGUGAGAUUCUGAGCGCCCAAGGGAAUGGCCAAAAGUUUGGAAUUGCUUUGGAGACUGAAGAUAUUAUAUAAAUCAAGGGCCACUUACCCUGGAAUGAGUUGCUU